This is a messenger RNA of Cutaneotrichosporon oleaginosum, 3944 nucleotides long. RefSeq lists its product as uncharacterized. Gene Ontology annotation, biological process: sister chromatid cohesion. The record is from RefSeq and is a predicted model, not a curated record. Gene Ontology annotation, molecular function: DNA binding; protein binding; ATP binding. Gene Ontology annotation, cellular component: chromosome; nucleus; cohesin complex. Lineage: Eukaryota; Fungi; Basidiomycota; Tremellomycetes; Trichosporonales; Trichosporonaceae.
UCUCUCUCCACAGAUCCCCCCCACCUCCACUCUUCCUGUCCUCCUGCCCCUCAUCCACAACGCAACAGUCUCCGAGCCAUGCCACUGCGGCGUCUCGAGCUCUCCAACUUUAAAUCAUACCGUGGCGCCCAGGUCAUCGACUUUGGAGAUGAUCCCUUCACCUGCAUCAUCGGUCCUAAUGGCAGCGGCAAGUCCAACCUGAUGGACGCCAUCAGUUUCGUCCUUGGCAUCAAGUCGCAGCAGCUGCGCUCCACCAAGCUCGCAGACCUCGUGUACCGUGGGCGCAAAGCCGCCGAGGGCGCGCAAGAGCUCGGCCUCGACGUCGAUGUGCCCGAGACCCAAGAGUCGCCAUCGCAGCUGGGACCCAACGACGCGCGUAAUGCCAGCGUCGCCAUCGUCUUCCAAGACGACAAUGGGAGAGAAUGGAACUUUCGACGGACCAUGUCUGCCUCGGCAGCAGGAUCCAGCUCGUACUCGCUCAACGGCAAAACAGUGCGCUGGGAAGAGUAUAACAAGCAGCUUGAAAAGUUCAACAUUCUCGUCAAGGCCAAGAACUUCCUCGUGUUCCAGGGCGACGUCGAGAAUGUCGCGAGCCAGGACGCGAAGAAGCUGUCCGAGCUCAUCGACCGUAUCUCGGGCUCGGCCGACUACGCCGACGCCUACGAGGACGCCAAGCUCCAGCAGGAGAAGGCGAGCGAGGCGGCCAACGCCAAUCACGCCAAGAAGCGUAGCAUGCUCACCGAGGCGAAGCACUUCAAGGAGCAGACUGCCGAGGUCAAGCAGUGGGAGAAGCUCAUGAGCUCCAAGGACGCCAUGAUCCAGCGUCACCUUCUCUGGCGGCUGUACCACAUCACAAACGAGAUCAACGACUCGACACGUCGGGUGGAAGAGGCCUCGGAGCAGCUGGCUGAAUUGCGUGGCACAGUCGAUGACAAGUCCAACGACCUGAAGGAAGCGCGCAAGGCGUACGCGGCCGCGCAGCUCAAGGUCAAGUCGCGCGAGGGCUCGGUCAAGAAGGCCGUCAAGGCGCUCGACGACAAGAAGCCUGAGCUCGUCAAGGUCGAGACUGAGAUCGAGCAUUCUGAGAAGAAGGUCAAGUCGACCGCCUUGCUGGUCGAGCGCGUCGAGAAGGAUCAGAAGCGGCAAGCAGAGAGCGUCGCUGCGCUCAAGGCUGGCGGCGCUGAGAUCCGAAGGAAGAUGGAAGAGGCAAGGGCCAAGCAGCGCGAGAAGAGCCAGGCUGCAGGCCGUGCGCUCACGGAUGCCGACCUCGCAGAGUACCGCCGGCUGCGCGCUGAGGCAAACUUGCUUGUGGUCGAUGAGCGCCAGCAGCUUGAGGCGCUGCGCCGCGAGCAGAAGAGCCUGGUGUCCGCCCUCGCUUCGAUGGACGACCAGGUACAGCAGGCUGAGCGGAAGCGUUCCCGCCUCACCACUGACGUCGAGGCACUCGCGGAGCGCGAGGAAACUAUGGCUGAGAAGGUGGCCGAGAUGGAGGGCGAGGCGAAGCGGAUCAAGUCGCAGCUUGAUCAGGCGCAGGCAGAGCGCAACAGCAUCUCCAUGCGCGAGACUGAGCUUAACGACCGUCUGCAAGAGACGCUGCGCAAGCUUGUCGAAGCUGGUGCUGACAAGCGCGAGUCGGAGCGCGAGACGCGGACCAAGGAAAAUAUUGCCACUCUCCGCCGUCUCUUCCCUGGCAUUCACGGGCGCGUAAUCGAGCUGUGCAAGCCAACGGCGAACAAGUACGAGACAGCCGUGCGCACCGUUCUGGGCCGCAGUCUCGACCAGGUCGUGGUUGAGACGGAAAGGGUCGCGAUCGAGUGCAUCGAGUACCUGAAGCAGCAGCGUAAGGGCGUUUUGACCUUUGUGCCCCUCGACACGGUGCAGGUCAAGGCCGUCCCAGACAAGCUUCGCAACGUCGCUCGUGGUGCGCGCCUCGCGAUCGACUGCGUCGAGUUCGAUCCCAGCGUUGAGCGCGCGAUGCAGUACGCAUGUGGCUCCGCGAUUAUUUGUGACACGCAGGAGAUCGCAAAGUUUGUCUGCUACGAGAAGCGUAUGGAGGUAAAGGCGGUCACGCUCGACGGUACCGUAUUCCACAAAGCUGGCCUGAUUACCGGUGGUCGCGGGCAAGGCGGGAAUGGACGCAAGUUCAACGACAAGGAUGUCGAAUCGCUCAAGCAGCUGAAGGAGAAGCAACUCAAGCAGCUCCAGGAGCUGUCCCAAUCAAAGCCAAAGGAGAAGGACGACGAGGGCAAGUACAAGGCUCUGUCUCGUCUCCAAGCAGAGCUGGGUUCAGCGAACGACGACCUCUCCGCCACACGCCUCCGCUUGGAUGGUAUGCGCAAGGAGCUUGCUGCUGUUGAGAAGGACCUCAAAAAGUUGAAGCCGGAGCGCGAGAAGCGCGCCAAGGCCCUCCACGACGCUGAAAGCCGCCUCGAAGGUCUCGCUCAGACUGUCGACGCUGCCGACGACAGCAUUUUCGCUGCCUUCUGCCAGCGCAUCAAUGUCGACAACAUCCGCGAAUACGAGGAUGUACAGCUCAAGGUCGCGCGGGAGGAGAACGAGGCUCUCGAGGAGUUCAAGACCAAGGCAGCACGCAACGUCCACGCCGUCGAGUUCGAGGAGCAGCAGCUCAAGGCGACCGAGGACCGUCUCGCCUCUCUCCAGGCCACGCUUGAGCGCGAGCUGCGUAACAGCGAGGCGCGGAGUAAGCGAAAGCAGCAGGUCGAGGAGGAGAUCGAGGCGUUGCAGGCUGAGAUUGAGCGCCAGGAGGCGAAGCUGGAGAAGGCCAAGAACGCCGCUGAGAGUGUGGCCGAGGAAGUCGAGGCUGCUCGUAGUGCUUUGAAGAGUGCUCAGCGCGACCUCGACACUGCCCUCAAAGAGAUCGCGUCGUGGAACGACGAGAUUGUGCGCUCUGCUUCGGACCGGCAUGCCAUCUACCGUCGUUGCCGCCUCGAGGACAUCGACCUCCCUCUGAACCGCGGAAGCCUUAACAAGGUGCCUAUUGACGAGAGCACAAACGACAUGGCUAUGGAUGUGGACGACGGCUCGCUGCAUCCAGCACGGACAGAUGACUAUGGCAUCGAGCCCGACUUUGACCCUCUCACAGACGAAGACCGCGAGAACGACACGCCAGAGUAUGGCGCUGAGCUCGAGGCGCAGAUCGCCAAGAUGAAGGCCGACUUGGAGCGCGUCAUUCCGAACAUGAAGGCCGUCGACCGCCUUAAGGAUGUGCAGAAUGAUCUUGAGUUGGCCGAGGACGAGGCGGAGGACGCGCGUCGCGCUAGCAAGGAAGCGCGCGAGAGGUUCCUGGGUCUGAAGAAGAAGCGCUGCGAGCUGUUCAACAAGGCGUACCAGCACAUGUCCGGGUGCAUCGACCGCAUCUACAAGGAUCUCACGAAGCAGGCGAAUGGGCAGGGUGGCGGAAUGGCUUUCCUCUCGCUCGAGGACAGCGAGGAACCAUACCUCGCGGGCGUCAAGUACAACACGAUGCCUCCUGGCAAGCGCUUUGUUGAGAUUGAGCAGCUGAGUGGUGGUGAGAAGACAAUGGCGGCCCUUGCGCUGCUGUUCUCUAUCCACAGCUUCCACCCUGCGCCAUUCUUCGUGCUCGACGAGGUCGAUGCAGCGCUGGACCCGACCAACGUGUCCAAGUUGGCGCGCUACGUACGGCAGCAGGCUGAGAAGAAGGUCCAGUUCCUGAUCAUCUCUCUCAAGUCGACGCUGUGAGUGGCUCCGUCAUGUGGCGUCUAACCCUGCAGGUAUGAGCAUGCGGACGGUCUCGUGGGUGUGUACCGCGAGCAGGUGCAGAAUUCGUCACGGACACUGACGUUGUCCCUGCGCGAGGUGAGUUGUGUCGCUGGGGGAAUUUUCAAGUGUAUGCUGACGACUAGUACGAGUAAAAAGCGGGGGCGAGUCGCGUCGUGUAUUACCAGCUGUAGCCGCCAAAGAGG